AUGUAUUUGGAAGACAAUCUCGGAAUCGAUAUUGUUCGCCAAUUAAAAGACACUGCUAAAAAUUUCAAAUAUUUUUCAAUUGCCUUGGAUGAAUCUACCGACUCUUCAGAUUCUGCGCAAGUGCUUUUAUUCGUUCGUAGAGUCGAUAAAUUUUUUAAAAUAACUGAAGAAUUGGCCGCAAUCCAUUCAAUGCAAGACACAUGUACUGGUGAUAAAAAUUUUCUAAAAGUAAAAGAAACUAUUUUUGCUUUGGGUCUUGAUUUUAAAAUUUUAAAAGACGUAACUACUGAUGGAGGGCGCAAUAUGUCUGGAACUCAUAAAGGUUUGGUUGGAAAUAUGUGUGAAGCUGUAUUGGAAACUGGAGCAGCAAAAGCAAUGGCUAUUCACUGCAUUAUCCACCAACAAACUUUGUGUGGGAAAAAUUCCCCAAUAUCUGAAGUUAUGAAUGUUGUUGUGCAGAUUGUAAAUUAUAAUCGAAAAAUUGCUCUCAGUCAUCGUCAAUUUAAUAACUUUCUCGCUGACAUUGAAAAUCUAUACACCUACAUCAAAGCUUUUGAAUUAAAAUUAACUCUAUUCACAAAGCAACUUAAAGAAAAUAAUCUUGCCCAUUUUCCAACUUGCAACAAAUUCAAAUUUGAAAAUGAUAAAGAAUUUCCUACCGAUUUUGCUGUUGGGGUUUUGAUUUAUUUAAAAGAGCAGUUCCAGACCCACUUUAGAGAUUUUAAAAGUACAGAAAACCAUAUUCGAACUUUUGAAAAUCUAUUUGCCGUAGAAAUAAAAACUUUACCAACGGAUCUUCAACUAGAAGUUAUCGAUCUCAUAUCAAACAACAAUUUCAAAGACUAUUUCAAGGAAAAUAGUCUCCAAAAAUUUUACACAAUGUUGCCAGAGGAGUCAUUUCUAAAUGUCAAAAAUCGUGCACGUGAAAUUACGUCAAUAUUUAGCUCCACAUACUUAUGCAAGCAGACGUUUUUAAAAAUGAAAUACCUCAAAUCUAAGUACAGAACUAAUUUAAGUGAUGAACAUAUACAAGCGACGCUGCUAAUUGGAAUCACAAAAUUUGAUGCAAAUUACGAAGAAAUUUUAAAAAGUAAGCAAUUCCAAAUUUCUCAUUAA
Molecule: messenger RNA, 1116 nt
Organism: Sipha flava (yellow sugarcane aphid)
Lineage: Eukaryota; Metazoa; Arthropoda; Insecta; Hemiptera; Aphididae
Product: general transcription factor II-I repeat domain-containing protein 2-like
Exons: 3
Coding region: 1-1116 (371 amino acids)
Source: RefSeq, a predicted model, not a curated record